Messenger RNA from Anoplophora glabripennis (Asian longhorned beetle), 1331 nucleotides. It is a transcript of the gene mRpS9, whose product is annotated as 28S ribosomal protein S9, mitochondrial. The transcript has 8 exons. The record is from RefSeq and is a predicted model, not a curated record. Gene Ontology annotation, cellular component: ribosome; mitochondrial small ribosomal subunit. Bases 92 to 1291 code for a protein of 399 amino acids. NCBI's taxonomy places the organism in Eukaryota, Metazoa, Arthropoda, Insecta, Coleoptera, Cerambycidae. Gene Ontology annotation, molecular function: structural constituent of ribosome; RNA binding. Gene Ontology annotation, biological process: translation.
GUUGAGGUUAAGUGUUGUGGGCCAGGUUUUGGAAUUUGAAAUUGCAAAUAUUUUUGUAAAUUACGAUUGUGAGUGUAAAUAAAGUGCAAAUAUGAUUUUAAAACGAAUUGGUGGUUUGAUAGAGCCACUUAAAGUGAUCUGUGUUCAAAAUGUACAGUGCGUUGGUGCGUUUUCGUACGGUUUUGAGGCCUCUCGUAGUAUCUCCACCACUGGAAUCAACUUGUUGGAGAUUGGGGCGGAAUCCGAGGGACACGACAAAAAGAAUAUCAGUAAAGCUAUGAAGGCAUACCUAGAACGUGCCCGAGAACAUGAUGAGUUUAUGAAGAAACAAAGAGAAGAGUAUCAAAUUGGCAAGAGACAUCUGGCAAAUAUGAUGGGAGAAGACCCAGAGACUUUUACCCAGGGGGACGUCGAUAAUGCGAUAGAAUAUCUGUUUCCGUCCGGGCUGUUUGAAAAAAAAGCAAGGCCGUUUAUGAAGCCUCCAGAAGAAGUUUUUCCACAGAGGAAAGCAGCGGAGUUCGAUGAAACUGGUAGGCCCCAUCAUUUCCUUUUCUAUACAGGCAGACCAAAUUUUUAUCAAGUUUUACAUGAUACUGUUCAGCAUAUAAACGAUUUGUAUAAAUUUGAGGACGUAAUGAUUAGUAAAAAUCUCAGGCCUGAUAAGAACUUGGAAUUGGAUUUGUCUGGAUAUCAGUGGAUAAGCAAAACGGAUUUAGAAGCUAAACUGGUCGAACGGAUCGGCGACAAAGACUACGACAGUUUAAUAAACGCCUUGGAAAGGUUAUGUAAUCUGCCGUAUUCUUACAAAGCAAAGGACUUUAUUCUUCAGUUCAAGAAACCUCUCAUGAACCAGAUACAAAACUUUGACGUUCCCAAACCAAAGUACGAUUCUGAGGGAAGGGCAUACAUUACAACUUAUGAAUGCAGGAGAAAGGCGGCAAAGGGCGAUGUUACAGUUAGAACACCUGGUACAGGAAAAAUCACGAUAAACGGGCAGGGUAUCACUUAUUUUCAAGACGUGCAGUCUAGGGAGCAGCUGCUCUUCCCUUUGAUAUUCACAAACAUGCAGAAUAAAGUCGACAUAGAAUGUAACGUAGCGGAUGGUGGCUAUUCAGGACAAGCUGGAGCCAUAAGAUGGGGUAUAGCGUGGGGAUUGAGGAGUUUUGUCGAUCAGGAGACCAUUGAAAAGAUGAGAUUAGCUGGUCUUCUGACGAAGGACGUCCGUACCAGAGAAAGGAAGAAGCCCGGGCAACAAGGUGCUCGACGUAAGUUCACUUGGAAGAAACGUUAAAUAUUUUUGUACGUGUGCAGUUCAAUAAAAAAUGAAUCAA